GCUCGGCGUUUUGUCAUUAAUUUCACGCUCGCUGUAGUAUUUCGCUGCAGUUUAAAAAAUCGAUUUUCACAAUUAGUACCGGCCUUGUACCUCCAACGUUAAUAACGGGCGUUCGUUUGAUCGUUUCAUUAGUCUACAUGAUAAAUGCUUACCGGGAUGUUGGAUUCGACAUGGGGAUUUUGGCCGAAACCAGCUUACUGUCAAGAGGCUUCCAACGACUUUCCGAAGCGAGCGACCACAGAACAAUUGUCAGAGGUGUUCAACAAAUAUGCCACCAUAGAAAAGCAAGGGGAAAAAUAUAUCAAUGCUGUUGAUUUCAUAAAAAAUUAUUUGGGGAUUUUAAACACACCGUCUAGUGAUUUUGAUUCGUUAAAGUUGUUAAGCGGAAUUGUCGACACUAGUAAAGAUGGGCUUAUAUCAUUUGCAGAAUUUCAAACGUUUGAAAGUCUGUUGUCCGAACCAGAUGCUUUGUACAAAGUCGCAUUUCAGUUGUUUGAUAUUAAUGGCAAUGGAGUUAUCUCAUAUGAUGAAUUUGUGGCAGUGGUUAAAAAAACGGACCUUUAUUUGAAAAUGCCUUUUAAUUUGGAUAGCCAAUUUAUGAAACUGUAUUUCGGAGAGAAAAAAAAUCGCCUUAUUAAUUAUUCAGAAUUUGCCCAAUUUUUACAUGAUUUUCACGAAGAAUGUGGGACGGAAAUUUUCCGUAUUUAUGACAAAGGCGGAACAGGAUUUAUUUCAGCAAAUGAUUUUCAUGAUAUUAUGUUACUGUCCAAAAGCCAUUUGUUAACAAACAGCGUUCGAGACAAUUUAUUAGCCGUUGCCGGAGGAGGUCAAGGCAUGAAUCGUGUGAGUUUUCCAUAUUUUAUGGCUUUUGUUUCACUUCUAAACAAUAUGGAACUAGUGAAACGGAUAUAUUUAAAUGCUAGCAAUGAAAGUCGAACUCGAGAAGUAACUAAAGACGAGUUUUUGUAUUCUGCUCAAGUGAUGUCUCAAAUUACACCUUUAGAAGUUGACAUAUUGUUUACCUUGUGUCAUUUAUUAUACCAAAGGCCUGGUAAAAUAGUUUACAAUGAUUUGAAGGCUCUUACACCAGAACAAUAUUACAAAGAAAUACACAAUCGUAGAAUAGCCGAAAUUCACACAGUAUCUAGUCCAUCCGAUAGAGGAGUUUUUAUUCAAGUGUUAGAAAGUGUUUAUCGGUUUACUCUAGGAUCCAUAUCAGGAGCUAUUGGGGCGACUACAGUGUAUCCAAUUGACUUAGUAAAGACAAGAAUGCAAAAUCAAAGAGCCGGAUCAUUUAUUGGUGAACUCAUGUACAGAAACAGUUUUGACUGUUUUAAGAAGGUUAUUAGGCAUGAAGGAAUUUUCGGUCUCUAUCGAGGACUGUUACCCCAAUUGAUUGGCGUGGCUCCUGAAAAAGCUGCAAAAUUGACAGUUAACGAUUUAGUCAGAGAUAAGCUCCGUCAAGAAAACGGUGACUUGUCUAUACCGGCAGAAAUUGUGGCUGGUGCUUGUGCUGGCUUCUCGCAAGUAAUUUUUACCAAUCCACUUGAAAUCGUCAAAAUCCGUCUGCAAGUCGCCGGUGAAAUAGCAUCGACGAAGAAACUCAGCGCACUUACCGUUAUCAAAGAACUGGGCUUCUUUGGCUUAUACAAGGGGGCUAAAGCGUGCUUCCUUAGAGAUGUACCGUUCAGUGCCAUCUAUUUCCCGGCGUACAACCACGUGAAACAUUCAUUUGCUGAUAGUAAAGGAUACAACCAUCCACUGUCAUUGUUAGCGGCCGGAUGUAUUGCGGGAGUUCCUGCUGCUUCUCUGGUGACGCCGGCAGAUGUUAUAAAAACUCGUCUACAGGUUGUGGCUAGAGAGGGCCAGACUACUUACAACGGACUGAUCGAUUGUGCGAUGAAAAUUUACAAAGAAGAAGGUCCCAGGGCGUUCUGGAAAGGAACGGCCGCUCGCGUAUUUCGAUCUUCACCACAAUUUGGAGUUACGCUUUUAUCUUAUGAACUUUUACAGAGGUUAUUCUAUGUUGAUUUCGGUGGCUCGCGACCAUCGGGUUCAAAACAUCUAGUCACUGUACACGGCGCCGGCGACGGAGUUGUACCAACAAACCCAGACCAUAUAGGAGGUUAUCUCGCUGUGUUACCAAUACUGGAAGGAAUAGAGUCCAAAUUCGGUCUCGUAUUUCCAAAAAUAAAUCCGAAAAAUCAUCAGAGAAAAAUAUAA
Adelges cooleyi (spruce gall adelgid) is the source of this 2223-nucleotide messenger RNA. It is a transcript of the gene aralar1, whose product is annotated as calcium-binding mitochondrial carrier protein Aralar1. Gene Ontology annotation, biological process: L-glutamate transmembrane transport; aspartate transmembrane transport; malate-aspartate shuttle. Lineage: Eukaryota; Metazoa; Arthropoda; Insecta; Hemiptera; Adelgidae. The transcript is spliced from 16 exons. The coding region runs from base 145 to 2223 and encodes 692 amino acids. Gene Ontology annotation, molecular function: L-glutamate transmembrane transporter activity; calcium ion binding; L-aspartate transmembrane transporter activity. The record is from RefSeq and is a predicted model, not a curated record.